Molecule: messenger RNA, 2057 nt
Organism: Musa acuminata AAA Group (dessert banana)
Lineage: Eukaryota; Viridiplantae; Streptophyta; Magnoliopsida; Zingiberales; Musaceae
Exons: 1
Coding region: 124-1794 (556 amino acids)
Biological process (GO): rRNA processing
Cellular component (GO): nucleus; preribosome, small subunit precursor
Source: RefSeq, a predicted model, not a curated record
UUCCGAAACAUAACUUGAGGCGGUACGCUCACCGGUUAGCAUUACUUGUUGCUUUCUUCCCCCUUAGGGUUUCGAUCAAGCGCCUAGGGUUUGAGAUCGAGGGUUCCUCAACUGGUGGCGCCCAUGGACGCCUCCCUCUCCGGGGCGGUCAUCGCGAAGCGCCUCGCCUCCUGCAACAGAACCGCCCGCGACCGCGCCGUUCGCGCGCUCUCCUCGUGGCUCUGCCGCCAGACCGACGAUGCCGUCUCCGACGCCGACCUCGCCAAGAUCUGGAAGGGUCUCUUCUACUGCGUCUGGCACGCCGACAAGCUCCCCGUCCAAGUCGACCUUGCCGGCCGUCUUGCCGCUCUCCUCGAGUCCCUUGCCGCGCCCCUCGCUGCACGGUACUUUGAGGCCUUCCUCGUCACCAUCCGCCGUGAGUGGGGCGGCAUCGACUUUCUCCGCCUCGACAAGUUCUACCUACUCAUCCGGAAGUUCCUCCGCCAUGCCUUCCUCCUGUUGAGGAAGAACGCGUGGAAUCCGGACCUCGUGGCCCGGAUGAUCGGCAUCCUUUCAAAAAAAUCGCUCCUUGCGAUGGAUAGGUACCCGGCCAAUGGCGUUAACUAUCACGUCACCGAGGUCUUCUUGGAUGAGAUUGAAGAUCUCCUUCCGCUCGCUUUGGAGACUCUGGAUUCGAUGCUGAAGCCCUUCAUUUUGGUGGUGGGGAAAUCUACUGAUAAGGUGCUGGUGAAUAAGAUCAAGGUGAAUAUUUUUGACCGAUUGCUCGACAAUGGAAGGAAGCUGUUGAAUGUUGAGAAGGCUGGAAAUCGGGUAGACUUGGGCAGUGAAGUCGACAGACUUGGAAAUUUUGCUUUGUUGCUACAAUUUGCAAAGAUGUUCUUCGAUUCAGCUUCAGCUUCAGAGACUCUUCAGGGGAAUCGGAAAAUCUUAUUUUGUUUGCAUGAAGAUUUUCUCAAGUUGGAGAACGAUUUACAAAAAUCUGGAAUUCAUAUCUCAGCCCAGCAGUUGGAAAAUGGGAGCUCAGGAAAUAUGAGUGGUGUAGUGAUUUCAGAAAGCACUGAGCAGAUUGAGGUGAACAAUGGAGUUGUUGAUGGUGGCUCACAUGAUAAGCCCAUUAAGAAGCUGAAGAAAUUAAAGGAAGCUUCAGAUGGAAUCAAGAAGAAGAAGAGUAAGACUGGAAAAAAGAAAAAGUCUAUGGAUUCAAUUAUGAACCGUAAGAUUGUCGAGAUCGCAAGUGAGGUUAGCGAUGUUGUUAAUAGUACAAGUUUGAAGGAGGAUAUGGUGGAAACCCAACAGUUGAUUGAUUUCAAUGAAUGCAUGAUCUCUAAUCUUCAAAGACAAUUUGAGAAUGCUGCUGUUGAAGCAGGUAUGGCAAAUGAUGGUGAUCAGUUUAGUGUGCUGCCGGCAACAGCUUCUGCUGUUCCUUCUCUAAAGAAGAGGAAAAGAGCGAAGAGUGCAGAUGCGAACGCCAGUGAGAGUGGGAAUACUGCUAAUGGGACUGUUGGAAAGAGUGGUGAGAAAAGUGUUAAGAAGGUCAGAUUUUCAAUGAAGAGUAACCUGGUCUGGAAGCCAAAUAAUCCGUUGCCUCCACAGUGCUUGAGAUUGCCACCAUCUGUUACUCCAAAAGGUAGUGCACUUAAGAAAGGAGUUCCACCUGGACCCAUCAGGGAAACCCCUCCCACGAUUAAAAAGAUUAAGGUGAAAUCAAGCUCUAUGAAGAAGAGUAAGAAGGGAGUUAAGAGUCCUUCUUCAGCCAUGAAACGCCUUAGAAAGCUGCAGAGCCUUUCUGUGUAGAGCUGCAUGAUUUGUGGUUAUGGUUUGUGCUUUGGGUUUGAAUUUUAUCUCUGCUGCUGUUUCUUUUUUCUUCAGAGUUUAGCUCUACAGUAUGGUGCUGCUUCUUGUCAUCAUUUGGGUUUUGAGUGUUGGAUGGAUAUCAACUAUAAAUUGUUGAUUACACCUGUAACAAGCCACAAGCUGCUAUUUUGAAUAUUGUACUGUUAGCAUGCGUUGUUAGCAAGCUUCACGGUGAAAAAUUCAUGAGCUAGGUAUUAAGGCCA